This is a messenger RNA of Oryzias latipes (Japanese medaka), 1140 nucleotides long. RefSeq names its product phosphatidylinositol glycan anchor biosynthesis, class H (gene pigh). NCBI's taxonomy places the organism in Eukaryota, Metazoa, Chordata, Actinopteri, Beloniformes, Adrianichthyidae. Gene Ontology annotation, biological process: GPI anchor biosynthetic process. Gene Ontology annotation, cellular component: glycosylphosphatidylinositol-N-acetylglucosaminyltransferase (GPI-GnT) complex. The record is from RefSeq and is a predicted model, not a curated record.
CACCCGGAAGUUGCGUCACGUGAGAAGUUUUUUUCUUUUACAUGAGAAGUAGUUAUGCACAAAUGUUUUUACUUUGCAAAUUUUACUGUUGACGUUGUUUUUCAGAUGAACAGGGUUGAGUGUGAUCUUUUAGUCCCCGUAUUCAGGUGGAAUUAACGGCAUUAGUCUGCUGUUGAGGUGCUAAGCAACAAGCUAACUUAAGCUAGCUAGCUAGCCCAAACGGACUCUCUGAGUUUUUUCCCUCACUCCUGAUCUGAUGGAAGAAGAAACAUUCUCUGACAUUAGAGGUCAGCCCAUUACUCUGGGAUGUCAGAGGCACUCCAGCUUCUGCACGGAGUUCACUGUCAGCUCCCCCAAGGUGUCCAUCGGGAAGGUCCUGGCGUCCACCUGCUCGGUGUGGCUGCUGGCUUACCUGCUGUUCUUCUUCACACAGAACACGGCGGUUCUGUCCAGUGCCAUCCUCGUCACCUUGGUCGGCAUGGUUCUUCACAUCCACUUUGUGAAGGUCGACCACGAGUCCCUUCUAGUCAUCGGGUCUUUGGGCAUCCAGGUGUCUUCUAGCUACGCCUCAGGCCGCGAGAUCACGUCCUUCAUAGAGAUGGGCCGGAUUAAAGACAUCGUCAUCAACGAGGCUGUUUACAUGCAUCAGAUCAUCUACCACCUGUGUGUGCUGCUGAGGGAGCCGGCAGAGCCAGACGCCGUGGCGGGUGUGGUGCCCUUGUUCCAGAGCUCAAAGCCUAGACUCGGUUGUUUGGUAAAGGUUUACCGCAGCUGUCAGGAGAUCCUGUCCAAGGUUCCAUGAAGCUUGGAGGGGACGUCUGUCUGACCACACUUUGCUUCUGGUCCAGGGAGGCUUCUUAGAGCUCUUCAUCCCUGCUCUGCCGAGCAGGUUGGAUUCUGGUGCUGGUGUCAGUUUCCAGCGGGACGUGGCCUCCGCUCCCUGCCAGUGAACUCUCUGACCCCGUUGACCCUGAAGGUAGCACCUCUGCAGGACCACAGCCCAUCGGCUGCACUGAACCAACCACUGAGGGAUGGAAAUGUUUCAGAAUCCCAACAUUUCUACCGAAGCGCUGCUUUCUUCUGUAGGAAUCUCACUUUUAGAGUUGUAAUUAUUACAAUAAAAAGAAGGGAAAAAAAACA